This is a messenger RNA of Aspergillus ibericus CBS 121593, 1005 nucleotides long. RefSeq names its product putative short-chain dehydrogenases/reductase. The record is from RefSeq and is a predicted model, not a curated record. Gene Ontology annotation, cellular component: lipid droplet; endoplasmic reticulum. The transcript has 2 exons. Gene Ontology annotation, molecular function: acylglycerone-phosphate reductase (NADP+) activity; triacylglycerol lipase activity. The coding region runs from base 143 to 988 and encodes 281 amino acids. Gene Ontology annotation, biological process: phosphatidic acid biosynthetic process; triglyceride catabolic process. NCBI's taxonomy places the organism in Eukaryota, Fungi, Ascomycota, Eurotiomycetes, Eurotiales, Aspergillaceae.
CGACGGAUUUGCCAAUGCGAAGUCCGAUCCCUCCUUGGGCUUGUCACAUAUAUAAAUGUAUCGUGAGCGAUGACUUACUAGAGUAUCAGCAACUUUUUCAUACCCUCGCUUCUCAUCUGAGUCAUCUCUCAUCAACGCUAAAAUGGCCAAAACAGUGUUAAUCACCGGUUGCAGCGAUGGAGGACUCGGAGCGGCCAUGGUCAGGGUCUAUCACGCCAAAGGCUUCCGGGUCUUCGCGGCGCUACGGAACCAGGCCAAAGCCGGAUCUCUGGCUGAGAUUGAGGGCAUAGAAAUAGUCCAACUUGAAGUCACCUCGGUCGAGUCGAUCCAACAAUGUGCCAAAAUUAUUGCGAAACAUACUGGAGGGUCUCUCGACAUCCUGGUGAACAACGCGGGUAUCAGUGCUAUCGUGCCGCUGCUCGACGCAUCCCUUGAUGACGCCAAAAGGGUAUACGACACCAAUGUCUGGAGCAUUGUUGCUAUGGCGCAGGCGUUCGCGCCAAUGCUCAUGAAGGCUAAAGGGACCAUGUGCAACCUUAGUUCGGUGUCUGGCGAAAUGGUUUUUGCAUGGGCGGGUGUCUACAGCAGUUCCCGCAGUGCCGGGACACGAAUCUCCGAGACUCUGCGUCUCGAGAUGGCGCCUUUAGGUGUGCGAGUGGUCACCGUUGUCCUCGGUGGUGUCCAGACCAGCGGAAACAACCCGGCCAAUAUACCAGACCUUCAGCUGCCUCCGGGCUCGUACUACCACAAAGUCAUAGCCGUCAUUGACCGGCAUAAGAAGACCAUGAACCAUCCCAACAAACAGAAUAUCGAAAUUGCAGCGAAGAACGUCGUGGAGGAUUUGCUCAGUGAGCGUGGCAACUUCAUUCGACGCGGACAGGCUUCAACUCUGAGUUGGUUCUGCAAUACAUUUCUUCCCUACAGAUUCUUUACUUGGAUGAUCAAUCGGGAGUCUGCUCUUGGGGAAAUUGGGUUUGUAAGUGCCUGAGGGAGGGUAAUUCGGAG